Messenger RNA from Malaya genurostris, 1335 nucleotides. It is a transcript of the gene Rbm13, whose product is annotated as protein MAK16 homolog. Lineage: Eukaryota; Metazoa; Arthropoda; Insecta; Diptera; Culicidae. The transcript is spliced from 3 exons. Gene Ontology annotation, biological process: maturation of LSU-rRNA; maturation of 5.8S rRNA. Gene Ontology annotation, cellular component: nucleolus; preribosome, large subunit precursor. The coding region runs from base 146 to 1168 and encodes 340 amino acids. The record is from RefSeq and is a predicted model, not a curated record.
UUCUGUAUGCCAUGUGUUUCGUGCGGUUGGUUGUUUCUCACGCGGAGUAGAUCUGUAUUUUUCUGCAAAUAACGCAAACUAAUAGUGGUUUAGAUUCACAAUUAAGUCUAAUUCUCACUUGAAUUAGCUCAAACUACCUGACAAAAUGCAACAAGACGAGAUCGUGUGGAGUAUCAUAAGCCGGCAGUUCUGCUCGUAUCAAGUGAAAACUCAAACUCAAAACUUCUGCCGUAAUGAGUACAGCCUGACAGGACUGUGUUCUCGUAAGGCAUGUCCAUUGGCAAAUAGUCAGUACGCCACAAUCCGAGAGGAAAACGGUAUUAUCUACCUGUACAUGAAAACGGCCGAACGGAAUGCUUUUCCUUCCAAGCAUUGGGAAAAGGUGAAACUGUCCAGGAACUAUGAGAAGGCCAUUUAUCAAAUCAAUGAAAAUUUACUAUAUUGGGAUCGGUUCGUGCGGUUGAAAUGUAAACAGCGCUUCACUAAAAUUACCCAGUAUUUAAUACGAAUGCGAAAAUUGAAACUACGCCGCCAGAAAAUGCUUGUUCCAUUGGCGACAAAAAUCGAACGACGAGAACGGCGCCGAGAGGAGAAGGCACUGGUGGCAGCGCGGAUCGAUAAUGCUAUCGAGAAGGAACUGAUGGAACGACUGAAAAAGGGUACCUACGAGGACAUUUACAAUUUCCCACAGGUGGCCUUCAACAAAGCGCUCGAGGCGGAAGAGGUUGAGGAUGAGGAGAAUGAGCAGGAGGCGAAUAGCGAAAUGGAAGAAGAAGAAGAGGAGCUGGAGAAGGAAAUGGAGGUCGAUGCCGAAAUGCAGCGGGAACUGGAGCUGGACGGAGAGUUUGUGGAGGGUGAUUCCGAGGAUGACGAAGAUGAGGAUGAUGAGGAGGUGGACGGUGACGAAGAAGAGGAAUCGGAUGCCGAAAGUGAAUCCGGUCGAAAGGAACGGGUCGAGGUGGACAGUGAUUUCGAGUCUUCUGAUGAAGAUAUCGAGGAUAUUGCUCCCAAGGUUACACCGCGUCUGCCGAAGAAAACGAAAACCGACGACAAAGCGACGGCCUCCGCCGCUGGCCCCAAGAGGAAAUCGAAGAAACUGCGCAAAUCUCACCUGGAAAUCGAAUAUGAAGUGGAAACUGGCCCAACGCGGCGUCGGCUACAUCAGUGAGGUAAAAACAGUCUGCUCUUUUUAGGCUUAUCCUAGUAGGCGACUGUGCAUCUGUGGAUGAAGGAAGGAAAGAAAGAAAGAAAGAAAAAAGUUCUAUUUUUCUCACCCGUGCCUGUGGAAGAAAGUUCAAUAAUACAUAGUGAUUAUAAUUCACUGACAACGGAUGA